Molecule: messenger RNA, 363 nt
Organism: Echinostoma caproni
Lineage: Eukaryota; Metazoa; Platyhelminthes; Trematoda; Plagiorchiida; Echinostomatidae
Source: the annotation of a GenBank genome assembly
AUGGGGCCAUCGCUUACACGUGGUGUGUUCCAGCAAGAAAACUGGCUCACAAUGCGAAGCUAUUCAGAACUGUCCACGGGAAUCCUUGGAAUCGAGAUAGGAGAACUGGUAAAAGGAGCUUUGUCGAAUGUUCAGCGAUAUGUGUUACUGGCCGGAUUCAAUGAUUGUAGAGAUACUUCGACAUGUUUUGAUGUUCUCAGUGGCUGGGAAGACGAUGGCUUCAAUGUGUCGCAAUUCACUGCAAAGAAAACAAUCGCCUCACUAGAAGAUGGAAUAACCCUCAAUAAAGGAGCCCUACUGGAUAAAAACAACUAUCCGGCAGCCAUGCAUAAUAAAUCCACUCAAAUGAAAUUGACUACCUGA